AUUUGCUGGCAUAAACUCAAAUAUAAUAUAAACAUUAUAGUGUGAAAUUAUCAUUCUAUAAUGGCGACAUCAAAAAUAUAUAAUAUAUUUUUAUUAUUUAGUUUUAUUUCUAUACAAUAUGUAUACAGUACACCAUUUCCAAAUACAUGUGAAGAUCAAUUAAUUAGUUAUCGAAAAUUUAUUUUAACAGCUGUAUUAAAUUUUGAAGAUAUAUGUGAUGCAACUAUUUAUCAAGAAAAUCAAGAUCAACAUAAUAAUGGUUUUUCAUCUAAUAAUGGUCAAAUAAGUACUGCAGCUAUUAGAUCUGAUGAUAUACGUAAUAGACCAGAAGUAUGGGCAUUCUUUCGUAUGUUAAUGGCACAAUUUAAAGAUUCUGAAUUUAUAAAUAUUUUAAAGGAUGCAAUUAUUGAAAAAUGUAAAGAAAAAUCACAAAAUGAUAAACGUGAUGGUGUUGUUAUUGGUAAAAAACAACGUUUUCAUUCAUGGGGCGGUAAAAGAGCUAACAAUAAUAAUAAUUUAUCUCAAGAUACACUAUAUAAUUCUAAUAUGGGUAUUAGAAAUGGUUUUGGUAAUAAUUUAGAAGCAACAAAAUUUGGAUGGAAUAAUUGAAAAAAUAAUUGCAAAAAAAUGUUCAAUUAUAAAAUUUUAAUAUCAUAAAACAAAUAUUUUUGAAUUUGAAUAUAAAUGAA
This is a messenger RNA of Condylostylus longicornis, 689 nucleotides long. It is a transcript of the gene Lk, whose product is annotated as leucokinin. The record is from RefSeq and is a predicted model, not a curated record. Bases 61 to 609 code for a protein of 182 amino acids. Lineage: Eukaryota; Metazoa; Arthropoda; Insecta; Diptera; Dolichopodidae. The transcript has a single exon.